UCCACUCAUGAUAUAAAUACUCUCUUCACACACUCUUCAAAGUAAAGAAAAACCAAACAAAACCCAAAGCUCGCAGUCAAAUUCUCAAUCUCGUAGUGUUUUUAUCUUCUUCUAGAGAAUAGGGUUUAGAAAUUGAGUAAUUUCUCCAUCUGGUUCUUUGUCAGAUAAAUCGAAAAUGGUGAGAGGAGAUCAUGAGGAGGAGAGGAUGGUGGCGGCCACGAAACCUGCAUGGCUUGAAGGAUUAAUGUCGGAAACUUUCUUCUCGAGCUGUGGGAUCCACGAGAGUCGCCGUAAAAGGGAGAAGAACGUGUUUUGCUUGCUCUGUUGUCUUAGUGUUUGUCCUCACUGCCUCCCUUCCCAUCGCCCUCAUCCUCUUCUUCAGGUGAGACGAUACGUGUACCAAGACGUCGUUCGGCUGAGUGAUCUUGAGAAGCUCAUAGAUUGUUCAUAUAUUCAGCCAUAUACAAUCAAUGGUGCCAAAGUGAUAUUCAUAAACCAAAGACCACAAUCAAGAGUUAAGGUCACUUCAAAUGUUUGCUUUACCUGUGAUAGAAUCCUCCAGGAACCAUUCCACUUUUGUUCCCUCUCUUGCAAGGUGGAUUACUUAGUAUAUCAAGGAGGUGAUUUAUCAAGUAUUCUCUAUAAAAUCGAUGAAUCAGAUUUCACAUUUUCAAGUUUGCGAAUAGACGGACACGAUCAGCUCGGAGAGAUAUCAACAAUGGAGGACGAGACAGACAAUAUUGUGGUAAUCUCAGAUCAAUCGGAGCAAGUUAGCAAUAGUAGUAAGGAUAAAAGGAAGAAGAAGAAAGAGAGCAAAUACUUGCCUGGGAUGGUUCUUCCAACUGGUAGCAGAAGAAAAGGUGCUCCUCAUAGGGCUCCCUUUUCAUAAUUUAUUUAAAACAAAAAAAUCAUAGGCAAACAAAUUAUCUUUAUAAUAUAAGCAUUAUAUGCACGUCAACAAAAAAAGCAUUAUAUGUACAAAUAAUUAAAUAUAUGUGUAUCGUGUUUUAUGAAUUUAUCCCUUAAAUGUGUUUACGUUUUUCCUUAUCAUUGAUUUUUUUUCUUUUUUUUUUCUUGUGCUAAUGUAAAAUGAGUUUUUACGUUUAUGUGUAUAUAUU
Raphanus sativus (radish) is the source of this 1118-nucleotide messenger RNA. Its product is annotated as protein RGF1 INDUCIBLE TRANSCRIPTION FACTOR 1. The coding region runs from base 176 to 889 and encodes 237 amino acids. The transcript has 4 exons. Lineage: Eukaryota; Viridiplantae; Streptophyta; Magnoliopsida; Brassicales; Brassicaceae. The record is from RefSeq and is a predicted model, not a curated record.